Messenger RNA from Austrofundulus limnaeus, 1435 nucleotides. RefSeq names its product WD repeat domain 53 (gene wdr53). The record is from RefSeq and is a predicted model, not a curated record. The transcript has 3 exons. Gene Ontology annotation, molecular function: protein binding. Lineage: Eukaryota; Metazoa; Chordata; Actinopteri; Cyprinodontiformes; Rivulidae. Bases 71 to 1174 code for a protein of 367 amino acids.
UGUGACGUCACCAACCUGCGACUCGUCACCGCACGUGAACCUGCUGAAGUUUUUCCACUCUUGCUCGAGAAUGGCCAGGCGGUGGUCAGAGGGCCAUUCCUCGUCUGUCCUGUGUGUCGGUGCAUCUUCAGGUCCAGAGGGUCUCCUGGCUUCAGGUGCUGAGGGUGGAGAGCUGACCGUCUGGGGUCAAGACGGCGCCAUCGUGGGUCGUCUCACUCUCCCCGGUGAAGAGGACGUCACCAGUGUGGCGUUCUCGCCUGCAGCUCCGGCCCAGCUGUUCGUGUCACAUGGGGACGUGGCGAGCUUGCUUGACCCCAGGAACCUGAAGGGCCCGGUGGAGGAUUUUCAGGGUGCAGGGGAGGAGGAGAUAAACGCGUUGGCGCUGAACGAGACCGGCUCAGCCCUGGCUGUGGCUGAUGACUCCGGGGCGGUGCGGAUCUUGGAGCUUCCUGGUGGGAAAGUGUGCAGGACUUUACGCAGACACACAAACAUCUGCUCCUCUGUGGCGUUCCGGCCCCACAGACCCAACAACCUGGUGUCUGUCGGACUGGACAUGCAGGUGAUGCUGUGGGGUCUGCAGAAAACCCGACCUCUGUGGACCGUCAACCUCCAGGAUGUGGCAGAAGAAGGAGAAACCCAUCAGCAACGCCCAGGCCAGCUCUUCAACCCGCCGCUGGCCCACUGCGUCUCUGUGUCCGGCUGUGGAAACGUCUUGGGCUGCGCAGCAGAGGACGGGCGGGUGCAUCUGAUGCGGAUCGGCGGCAGCUCUAAACUGGAGCAACACGGCGCCGUCGAGGCGCACAGCCAGGGAGCCUCUCAAGCCCACUUCAUCAGUUUCCUUCCCCACCCAUACUGGCUGGUCACAGGAGGAAACGACAGCCAGGUCGCUCUGUGGGACCUCAGCAAACACCCUGUGGUGGCUCCGGAGGGGAAACCCCAGGCCCCUCAGCGUCGCAAAGGAAAGAGGAAAGCGCGGACUCAGGAUAAAUCAAAGGAGAAAGAAGAGUCUGUGGACGAAGCGGCUGUAGAGGAGGAGAAACCUGGACCCAAACUGAGCAUCAAACAUGGAGACAAGGUGAACUGGUUGUGUCCCGCCGUGCUGAAAGGAGAGCAGWGUGUGAUCGUCGCAGAUCAGAGCGCUUGUCUCACCGUCUACCCUCUGACUCAAACAUAGAUUUAAAUACAUGUACACUAUCAUUUUUCUUUCAAACACUCCAGUGUUUGUUGUGGUUUGAGAUUCAUCACUGGAAGACUUGGCCUGAUUAAAAUCCUACUGGUUUUACAGAAAGACAAGCUUCUCAUAAAUGUGAUUCAUCUGAGACUUUACACAUUGUUUAACAACAACAACAAAAAAAAAACUAUUUAGCAUGUGUGGUUUUUUUAAAAUGCCAUCCUUUGAAAUCAUUUUAGAUUAAUUACAUUUGUCUAAACUGUU